Polyodon spathula (Mississippi paddlefish) is the source of this 2541-nucleotide messenger RNA. Its product is annotated as cadherin-10-like. Lineage: Eukaryota; Metazoa; Chordata; Actinopteri; Acipenseriformes; Polyodontidae. The transcript is spliced from 11 exons. The record is from RefSeq and is a predicted model, not a curated record. Bases 10 to 2298 code for a protein of 762 amino acids. Gene Ontology annotation, biological process: adherens junction organization; homophilic cell-cell adhesion; cell morphogenesis. Gene Ontology annotation, cellular component: adherens junction; plasma membrane; catenin complex. Gene Ontology annotation, molecular function: cadherin binding; calcium ion binding.
CUAAGUUUUAUGAAAACUCUGUCAGACAGGACUAAUGGAGAUACACAUGUCAAGGUCACUGUUAUAUCAGAGAGUGAUGGGAAGGUACUCCAUCGCUUCAAACGUGGUUGGAUGUGGAAUCAUUUCUUUCUUCUGGAGGAGUACACAGGCUCUGAUUAUCAGUAUGUUGGCAAGCUGCAUUCUGAUCAAGAUAGAGGAGAUGGAAGUGUAAAAUAUGUCCUUUCUGGAGACGGGGCCGGUUCCUUGUUUCUUAUUGAUGAGAAUUCAGGUGACAUUCAUGCUACAAAGCGACUGGAUAGAGAAGAAAAGGCUUACUACACACUCCGUGCUCAAGCAGUAAACAAGAGGACAGGCAGACCACUGGAACCAGAAUCUGAGUUUGUGAUUAAAAUCCAUGACAUUGAUGGACACAGUGAUAAUUUCCUCUUAAUAUUAUUUCACAUUUUUGUUUUGAUAGGUACUUUUGUUGUACAGGUUACAGCAAGUGAUGCUGAUGAUGCUAGCUAUGGGAAUAGUGCUAAACUUGUGUACAGUAUUCUCCAGGGACAGCCAUACUUUUCUGUUGAACCUGCAACAGGUAUUAUUAGAACAGCUUUACCAAACAUGAACAGAGAGAACAAGGAAAAAUAUCAAGUGGUCAUCCAGGCCAAGGACAUGGCUGGACAGAUGGGUGGAUUAUCAGGGACUGCGACAGUGAACAUCACCCUCACUGAUGUGAAUGACAACCCACCCAGAUUCAUUCAGAGUACCUAUCAACUUAGCACAUCAGAAUCUGCUGAUAUAGGAUCAUCAAUUGGCAGGAUUAAAGCGAAUGAUGCUGAUAUUGGUAAAAAUGCUGACAUUCAGUAUAGUAUCAUUGGUGGGGAUGGAAUGGAUGUGUUUAAUAUUGUGACUGACAGAGCCACAGGAGAAGGUGUUAUAACCAUAAAAAAGCAUUUGGAUUUUGAAAACAAAAGGAUACACACAUUAAAAGUUGAGGCUGCUAACACUCACCUUGACCAUCGAUUCCUUCACCUCGGUCCAUUUAAAGACACGGCAACAGUAAGGAUCACAGUUCAGGAUGUGGAUGAGCCCCCAGUUUUUAGCAGACCCUCCUAUGUCAUAGAAAUACAUGAAGAUAACAAUUCUGGUAGUAUCAUGGGAGCAGUUACAGCCUGGGACCCUGAUGCUGCUAACAACCCAGUGAGGUAUUCUGUAGAUCGACAUACAGAUAUGGACCGAAUUUUCACUAUUGACUCUACGAAUGGCUCAAUUUCCAUAUUAAAACACCUUGAUCGAGAAACAUUGUCAUGGCACAAUAUUUCAGUUAUUGCCACUGAAAUAAGUAAUCGCAAGCAGACCAGUCGUGUUCCAGUUUUCAUUAAGGUUUUGGAUGUAAAUGACAAUGCUCCAGAAUUUGCAAUGUUUUAUGAGACAUUUGUUUGUGAAAAUGUAAAAGCCGGACAGUUGAUCCAGACCAUAAGUGCAGUGGAUACAGAUGAACCACUUGUUGGGCACAAAUUCUUCUUCAGUUUAAAUACUUUGAAUCCAAACUUUACAAUCAAUGACAAUGAAGAUAACACCGCCAGCAUUUUGACAAAAAGAGGUGGAUUCAGUCGACAUGAAACGAAUACCUACCUUUUGUCAGUUGUAAUAUCUGACAAUGACUAUCCUAUUCAGAGCAGUACAAGCACACUGACUAUCAGGGUAUGUGCCUGUGACAGCAGAGGCAACAUGCAGUCUUGUAACGCUGAAGCUCUGAUCUUUCCUGCUGGUCUCAGCACUGGAGCUCUUAUUGCCAUUCUCCUCUGUAUAAUUAUUCUUCUCAUUAUAGUGGUGCUGUUUGCUGCCCUAAGGAGGCAGAAGAAAAAGGAGCCUCUGAUCAUUUCCAAAGAGGACGUCAGAGACAACAUUGUCAGCUACAAUGAUGAAGGAGGAGGAGAAGAGGACACACAGGCCUUUGAUAUUGGAACACUAAGGAAUCCAAAAGUAAAGGACGCAAACAAGUUGCGGAGGGAUAUAAUACCAGAAAUGCUGUUCCCCUUUCGCAGGACAUCACCUAUUAAGGAUAAUGGAGAUGUUAGAGAUUUCAUUAACCACAGGUUAGAAGAAAAUGAUACUGAUCCAACUGCACCACCUUAUGACUCGCUUGCAACAUAUGCUUAUGAAGGAAAUGGAUCCUUAGCAGAGUCUUUAAGCUCAGUAGAGUCAGCAGCAACAGAUGGUGACCAAGAGUAUGAUUACCUUAGUAACUGGGGACCACAGUUUAAAAAACUAGCGGAUAUGUAUAUUGGAAAAGACAGUGACAAAGACUAUUAGUUUAAAUGUGAAAAUAACAAAGUGAAGUGUUAUUUGAAAACUGUUAGAAAAAAUAUUGUUUAUAUUGUUCAACAAGAAACCCAUUUUUCACUUUCUCAUUUUUUUUAAACUAAUGGUUUAUUUGAAUGGUUUAGGACUUUUGUGAACAUGCUGUGGAAAAUGUGUUUUGUAUCUAAAAGAAGAAAGGUAGUCGUAUUAUAUACUGGUUUUUAAGAAAAAAAAUACACCAUUCUUUUAAUCAAA